GUACAGCCUUCAACAAAGACGACAAAUGCUUGGGAGGAACACAUAUUGAUCGAUUAGGGCAUUUUAAUGGUUUAAACUAUCGUGUUUUAAUUUGUGUAGUGCGGUCUGAGGAUGAUGAACAGACGGGGCGUUCUUCAAAGCGUUGGCUUUGUCUUUUUCUUUGUUGUGGUGCACCACGCACACGGAGACCUGAGCUAUUCUGUACAGGAGGAGCUGAAGCGCGGAUCUGUUAUUGGGAAUGUCGCCAAGGAUCUCGGACUGGAGGUGGGCAGACUAUCUGCUCGCAAAGCUCGUGUUGACAUGGAAGGAAACGAAAGACAAUAUUGCGGGAUCAACCUUCGAAGCGGGGAUUUAGUCGUUGCGGAAAGAAUAGACAGAGAGGAGCAUUGCGGAGAAAAGCCUUCAUGUGUUCUUAAAUUCGAGCUGCUAUUAGAGAAUCCACUGGAGUUACACCGAUUGUCCCUGCAGGUGCAGGACGUGAACGAUAAUGCACCAAUUUUCCCGAAGGAUGUUAUAAAGCUUGAAAUUACAGAAUCAGCUGACAAAGGAGCGAAGUAUCGCAUUAAUGCAGCACAAGAUGCUGAUAUAGGCAAGAAUUCAGUUGAAAGCUACAUUUUGCAACAAAACCCCCACUUUGUGUUCAGUAUUCAGACGACAAAUGCUGGCAGUAAAUACGGUGAGUUGGUUUUAGAUAAGGAGUUAGACCGGGAGGAGCAGCAGGAAAUGAAAUUAUUGCUCACAGCUGUGGAUGGUGGUUCUCCUCAGAGAUCCGGGACUGUAGUCAUACACGUCGUUGUGCUUGAUGCUAAUGAUAACGCCCCGGUGUUUACUGAGGCCGUAUAUACAGCCACGUUACCGGAAAACUCCCCUUUUCAUACUCCAGUUAUCACUGUAAGUGCAUCAGAUGCAGAUGAAGGUGCCAACGGAGAGGUUACGUAUGAAUUUAGCCGAAUAUCAGAUAAAUCACAAAAGCUUUUUUCACUAGAUGAGAAGACUGGAGAAAUCAGUGUGUCUGGUGACAUAGAUUAUGAAGAGGGAUCGAAAUAUGAAGUGUUAGUUGAGGCCAAAGAUGGUUAUGGUCUCUCUUCAGAAGCAAAAGUAAUUAUUGAUAUCACUGAUGUGAACGACAACGCCCCAGUUAUAUAUCUAAAAUCACUCAGUAGUCCCAUACCUGAGAACGCGUCACCUGGUACAGAGGUGGGCAUCAUUAACGUGCAGGACAGAGACUCUGAGAGUAACGGGCAGGUCCGCUGCUCCAUUCAGCAAAACGCCCCCUUUAAGUUGGUUCCUUCUAUUAAAAACUAUUAUUCUCUGGUGACCACAGGACAACUGGACCGUGAACUAGUGUCUGAUUACAACAUUACAAUCACCGCCACUGACGAGGGCUCUCCACCUCUGUCCUCCUCUAAAACUGUUCAGUUAUCUGUAGCAGACAUCAACGACAACCCACCGGUGUUUGAGGAACAGUCCUACAGCGCAUAUGUGACUGAAAAUAACAAACCUGGCUCCACUUUAUGUUCCGUUAGUGCUCGAGACCCCGACUGGAGACAAAACGGUACAGUGAUUUAUUCUCUGUUACCCGGUGAGGUGAACGGUGCCCCGGUGUCCUCCUAUCUGUCUGUUAACGGAGACACGGGGGUGAUCCACGCUGUGAGGUCGUUUGAUUAUGAACAGUUCAGGAGUUUUAAAGUCCACGUGAUGGCCAGAGACAACGGUUCUCCUCCGCUCAGCAGCAACGUGACCGUCAGUGUCUUCAUAUCGGAUGUGAACGACAACUCUCCUCAGAUUCUGUACCCCGCCCCGGAGGGCAACUCCUUCAUGACCGAGCUGGUCCCCAAAGCUGCACACGGAGGCUCUCUGGUGUCCAAAGUGAUAGCGGUGGACGCGGACUCCGGACAGAACGCCUGGCUGUCCUAUCAUAUAGUCAAAUCCACCGAUCCGGGACUUUUCACUAUCGGGGUCCACAGCGGAGAGAUCAGGACCCAGCGGGACAUUUCUGAGUCUGACAGCAUGAAACAGAACCUUAUUGUGGCAGUGAAAGAUAACGGACAGCCCUCUCUCUCUGCCACCUGCUCCAUGUAUUUACUUAUUUCUGAUAACUUGGCUGAGGUGCCAGAACUGAAGGACAUUUCUUAUGAUGAGAAGAACUCCAAGCUGACCUCAUACCUGAUCAUCGCGCUGGUGUCUGUGUCCACCUUUUUCCUGACCUUCAUUAUCAUCAUCCUGGGUGUGAGGUUUUGUCGCAGGAGAAAGCCCAGACUGUUGUUUGAUGGAGCAGUCGCCAUCCCCAGCGCUUAUCUCCCUCCUAAUUACGCAGAUGUUGACGGCACAGGAACUUUACGCAGCACUUACAAUUAUGACGCCUACCUGACAACGGGUUCUAGGACCAGCGACUUUAAGUUCGUGUCAUCUUACAAUGACAACACACUGCCUGCUGACCAGACUCUGAGGAAAAGUCCAACUGACUUUGCUGAUGCGUUUGGAGAUUGUGAUGCUUCUCCUGAGGUAGGAACAGGUGCCACAUAUCGUUGGUCCUGCUAUUAGCUGACAUUCAUCGAAUAUGUUCCAUAAUUUUCUUUCUCUUUGGUUAUUUCAGAUCCAGUAAAAUGUUACUACAAACUAUAACGUGUUGUUGUUCAUGCAUCCCCUAUUUGUCGACCUACCUUCUUCACCAAAGUGCUUAAUUCAGCAUCUGAAAUAUUGAUGUUAAUAAUUUUUUAUAUCCAGAUUCAGUGAUACACAAACUUUUUUUUUCACCUCUUUUUUUUUGUUUUUCUAUUGAAACAUGAGGAAUUGUCUAUCUCUUGCUCUGUCUGUCUCUUUCUCUUCAUAAACUGUACAGUCUUUGAUGCUUAACUGUAUAUUGAGCACUCUCUCCCUGCUCUUCAACUGAAUGUCGACUAUAUUAUGUAUAUACUGUAUUUAAAUAGCUGGUCAGUUUUCGUGUUUGCUUCAGCUAAGACUGCAAUAGGUUUCAUUUUCUAUACAUAUUUACGACCCUGGUGUGUUCGCUUCUGUGUCUUUGGUUGAGCUGCUUCUAGUUUUUUGUGUCUCUGUCCUUGGUGCUGAGCCUCGCUGUUACCCUGUUGUUAGUUUUUCAGGAACAACUUACAUCUGUCCUGUUACCAUGUAAAAACAUAAAUUAGCUUUCUUAUGUUUUGGAUUUUAGCUUUCCUUAUAUUAAGACACGUCUAUUUUCCACUUUUUAAGUAACGCUGUAACUCCA
Messenger RNA from Micropterus salmoides (largemouth bass), 3226 nucleotides. RefSeq names its product protocadherin beta-15-like. The record is from RefSeq and is a predicted model, not a curated record. Gene Ontology annotation, cellular component: plasma membrane. The transcript has a single exon. Lineage: Eukaryota; Metazoa; Chordata; Actinopteri; Centrarchiformes; Centrarchidae. Gene Ontology annotation, molecular function: calcium ion binding. Gene Ontology annotation, biological process: homophilic cell-cell adhesion. Bases 112 to 2544 code for a protein of 810 amino acids.